AGCCAAGAGUUCCUGUCUGAGGUGGGAUUGAAAAUGUGACUUUACAGAUAAUUUCUACUUCUGGCAUGGGGGAUCAGGCUGCAGCUUUAUCCCUUUUGCUGUGACAGAGGCGUGCACAGCUCUGAUGAUGCAGAAUGCUCCGAAGUCGUGUGGCCAGAAAGACCUGAGGUGCCUGUUAUCUCCAUGCCUGUAAAUCUUCCACCAUGCUUCUCGAGUAGUCUACCACUGCUUGCUCUCUGCACACCUCGCGAGCAUCUGUCCGUGCAAAGCAAGCAGACCAAAGCGCUGUUAAGGAGUGGGAGUGCCAGCGCUGAUCCUUGCUUUAAUGCCUUUUUGAUUUUCUUUUUCUCCUCAUAGAAAAAACCUGUGUGUCAGAAGGUGCAUUGCUGGAGCCUUACCCAUUGCUAAUCUUUAUCUGAAGACCUUACCGCUUUGUACUUCCUAGAAUUAAAUGCAGCUACAUCAGGAGACUGAAUGUUCCAGUCCAUGCAGAUUAAACCUUCUUUUCAUCCUUUGGAUCUCAACGAUGUUUGUGUGCUCGGGUUACCCAAUUGUCCCUUCCAUGAGCAGCAAUCCUUUUUAUUUGAAUUGCCAACUGUAUGGAAAAUCUGAUUACUGCCUCGUCCUGCUGAAUAGCUGCUUAGCCAAGGUGGGCAGGAGCGAAGAACUGGCUCUUUUAAAGCCUUACCUGGAGAUGCCUAUCAAUAAACGGUCCUUUCGCAAUGGUGUUGGAUCAGGAAUUAAAAAAACUUCCUUUCGAAGAGCAAAGUCAUAAACAAGUGUUCCAAACCGUACUCUUGAUUUUAGCAUCUGAUGCUUAACUUUGUGCUUAAAAUCAUUUUAAUGCUUUUCUCUGAUAAAGCUAACAGAGACAAAUGUACCCGUGUCUUCAUCUUGUAAACAGAUGUUUAUUUCAAAGAGCACAAGCCAAGUGGAGCAGAUGGAAUUGCUCAGAACGGGCUUUGUUUCCAAAGUUACAGUAUCAUAAAGUUUUGUAUGGAAAUGAAUGUUUUCAUUCAGUUAAUUCCCCUUCUUUGUAAAGCUACAGAUUUAAUCAGCUUGCUCUUGAUUAAUACAAAAAUAGCCGUGUGCUUUGCCUGUCAGGGCGCACGCAGCCUGCCUGCAGCACCUACGGCAUUGUUACCAUCACCUGCGCCCCGCAUCCCUGUCCCAAACCCCAUUUUCUUGCAGACAGCUGCCCCGCCAGCCUUAGUGCACAUUUAAAGGACAUCUAAUUUCAGAUUUCCAAAAGGUAUGAAGGGCCACUGGUGAAAGACAGAAUCUGGCCCUGCUUGUAACUUCUUGUUUCUUUUUAAUAUAGUUAUUUAAAAUGACUUUACAGGGGAAUAAUCUCUUGAUAUGUGUCAUCUCAUUUCCAGAAGAGUCCUGGGAAAUCACUGUAAGGCAGGGUAUCAGUGCAGCUCCCUUUGCCUCAGUUAAUUGACUUAGGUAGGCAAUGCACAUCUGAAAUCAUGAAAAACAUGAAAUGAGCCAAAUGCGGUUUCUGCUCAUCAGCUGAAGUUGUGGUGCAGUGAUUAACAACGUUCUUUUUAAAUUUCCUGUUAAGAAUAGUAACUAAAAAAAGGAGAGUAAUUUGGUCUGAAAAUAUGUGUUGUGUGCAGGAAAGGUCAUCUGCUGAGUUACGUACAUGUGAGUUUUACCUUGUGGCUAUCUCCUCCUACGAUCCGUAACCUUGCUUUGAAAAUGUUGCAGUGUCCAUGCAAUGCAUUUUGAAUUCAAAGCUA
Messenger RNA from Cygnus olor (mute swan), 1745 nucleotides. RefSeq names its product neuropeptide S (gene NPS). Bases 452 to 775 code for a protein of 107 amino acids. Lineage: Eukaryota; Metazoa; Chordata; Aves; Anseriformes; Anatidae. Gene Ontology annotation, cellular component: extracellular region. The record is from RefSeq and is a predicted model, not a curated record. Gene Ontology annotation, biological process: positive regulation of action potential; neuropeptide signaling pathway; positive regulation of synaptic transmission, glutamatergic. The transcript has 4 exons.